Messenger RNA from Fusarium fujikuroi IMI 58289, 3579 nucleotides. RefSeq names its product retrotransposon HobS hobase. The record is from RefSeq and is a predicted model, not a curated record. The coding region runs from base 1 to 3579 and encodes 1192 amino acids. Gene Ontology annotation, biological process: DNA integration. The transcript has a single exon. Lineage: Eukaryota; Fungi; Ascomycota; Sordariomycetes; Hypocreales; Nectriaceae. Gene Ontology annotation, molecular function: nucleic acid binding.
AUGAUAAAGAGCAGCGAUUACCCGUUACAAACCUCGGCCAUACUGGACUCAGGUACUACAAUACAUAUCUUCAACAGUGCCAAAAGGUUCAAGAAACUAGGGAUCGCAACAGCAGGGGAUGGCGUCUUUGCAGGGUCAAGAUGGCUACCAAUCCUAGGAUAUGGGGAAGUACAACUAGAAGUAUGCAACCUGGAAAAUGAGCCUCAAAAGCUCGUUUUGAAGGGCGUUGCAUACUGUCCAGAAAUGGGCACUAACCUUAUAUCCCUGAGGAGGUUACGCCAAAUUGGGUACUGGUGGGACCAGCGCAAUAACUCAGAUGUGAUCAGACACAUAGGUGGUCAGGCACUAUGCAAAUUAAUGCUUAAACACGACCAAUAUGUAAUGAGUUACAUUCCCAAAACCGGGAAACAAGCCGCGUUUCCAACUAGGCACCUGCAAUACAACUCAUGGACUGCGAAAAAGCCAAACAACGCAAGGGCCAUGACAUGGCAUCGCCGAUUAGGACACCCAGGCCCUCGAAGUCUUGAACACCUUGUGAAUCAUACCAUAGGAGCGAGAAUCAAGGGACCGUCUACAAUCGAAUGUGACGUAUGCGGAUUGGGAAAGAUGAAGAGGCAAGAGAGACGCGAACCUCGGAUACGAAACUCGAAUCCAGGAGAGAGAGUCUCAAUUGACUUUCACGACUAUCCUCCAGGAUUACACCAGUACUCGUCAUGCGGAAUAAUUACAGAUCGUCAAUCAGGUCUCUGUUGGGACUAUUAUUUCACCAAUCGAUAUGAUGAGAACCUUCUGUCAAUGCUAAAACACUUUACCCAGAUGCUUGAAACAAUGUACAACAUCAAACUACGAAUCAUCGAAACAGAUAACGAGCUGCGAAAAGGCGGAUUGACCCGCGCAUGGCUCGAAAACAAGGGUAUCCAAGUGGAAGAAAGUGCACCACGCACACAACAACAGAACGGCUCUGGCGAGCGUUCUGGGGGGGUAGUGAAAGAAAAAGUGCGGUUACUCAUUAUCGACAGCAAAUUACCCUCUGGCCUAUGGCCUGAAAUUAUGCGCACCGCAGUCUAUCUCCUGAAUCGAACCCCAAAACAAGGACUUCAAUGGAAGACUCCGUACGAAAGCUUCUUUUCUGCGAUUCAAAGCUCGCAAAACUACAUCCAACCUCGUAUUGGGCAUAUGAAAAUGAUUGGAUGCAAAGCCUUUGCGAUGACAAAGUCAGCUCAGCAGAAGGAUAAACGCCUACAAUCAAGAACAAACCCAAAAGCGUGGAUCGGAUACCUUGUGGGAUAUAACUCACAAAACAUCUUUCGGAUCUGGAACCCCCUGACUAAUAAGAUAUAUAUCACUAGAGAUGCUAUCUUUAAUGAGGAAGAAUUCUUCAGCGCUAACGAGUUACAGGUGACAGAAACGAUCGGGGAAGAAACCCUAGAAGAAUUACAAGUGAGAUUGCAAUCACUUAUGAACACUGAGCAAAUCGAUCAGGUCUUGGAACCUGUUCAGGGCCCAGACGAGCUUGAAAGCCAAGAAUCGACUCUCGAAAAUCUGAUUGACGACUUGCCUACAGAAGAGGCAGAGCCAACAGAGGAUCAAGAAGACGAUGGUACAAAGUACACUCAAGCUCGAUUCGAGCUCUUACCUACUCCUCCAGAAAGCCCAUUUUCAAGCUUCUUAGCACAAAUUGGAAUACAGUCACCUGCAAGAAAAGAAGGACUUGACGUGGACCUGAAAAUCCUCAAUCAAGCCUUCAACGCCGGAACAAUGGCUGUACCAAUUGCAAAGCAAGAAGGAAAGCUGAUAACAAAGGCAACGAGGAGCAGAUACAUCCGCGGAAGACUGAAGCCCAGAUGGGAAGCGCAAAAGAGCCAUAUGAACCUCGUUCCAGACAAGGAGAGACUCCAUCGGAGGAAUCUGCCACCGGCUCCAAGCUCUUUUGGAAGUCUCACCGGUCACCGGUUCGAGGAGGAGUUCAAACAAGCGCAAAAGGACCAUCUGGAGAGUCAUAAGCAGAUGCGAUCAUGGUCAGAGAUUUCGAGGCUUGAUCCCCGAAUUGGAGACUCGCAAGUACUUGACUGUAUGUGGGUCUUCACAUAUAAGUUUGACAAACAUGGGUACCUGCGAAAAUGCAAGGCAAGGCUUGUAGUUCGAGGAGACCAACAGUAUAAGUCAAGCACAGAUGAUACAUAUGCUGCUACCCUUGCUGGAAAGUCAUUCAGGACGCUUAUAGCAAUUGCUGCAAAAUAUGACCUAGAGCUCCUGCAGUACGAUGCAGUGAAUGCGUUUGUAAAUGCAAAACUGCAAAGCAAUGUAUUCAUGAAGCUGCCACCCGGUUACCGGAGUGGUGAGAAACAGGAUCGAAUACUGCUCCUACACAAAGCACUUUACGGUCUGCGCAUCGCACCUCUUUUGUGGCAAAUGGACCUCGGAGAUACCCUCGAGGCUCAAGGCUGGAAUCAAGUCCCAAAUGAACCAUGUUGCUAUCGGAAGGAGAAUAUCCUUAUGUUCUUCUACGUAGACGACAUAGUAUUUGCAUAUAAGAGAGAAGAUGAGAAGAGUGCCUCUCAGGCUAUUGAGCAACUCCAACGAAAGUAUACACUUACUGGAGGAAAAGAGCUUCAAUGGUUCCUUGGAAUGGAAAUCAUUCGAGAUCGAAGCUCAAGGCACAUCUGGGUAACUCAAAUCUCAUACGUGGAAAAGAUAUGCGAACAGAGCACUUCAAAAACGCCAAACGCGUCUCCAAUGUCAAAAGAAGAACUCCUCCCUAAUGAAGGCACCGCCAGCUACAAGACAACUGCCUGGUAUCGAAGGGCCAUAGGGUCACUGCUCUACGCCAGUGUAAUUACUCGGCCGGACAUCGCAUUUGCAGUAUCAAGACUGGCACGUUUUAUGACCAACCCAAGCGAAAAACAUGUGGAGGCGGUGAAUCGAGUUUUCAAUUACCUAAACGACACUCGUUUCUAUGCAUUGGAGUUUGGUCCCGGAGAGGGGUUCGACGUUCACAGUGACGCAUCUUUUGCAGACAAUUCCCUAGACCGCAAAAGCUCUCAAGGCUAUGCAAUGAAACUCUUCGGAGGUCUAAUAGGAUGGCGAGCCAAUAAACAAGACACUGUAACGACAUCAACAACUGAAGCGGAGCUAUUGGCACUCUCACAAGCAGCAAAGGAAGGUCUAUUUCAGAAAAGGCUCCUCCAAGGACUACAACUCGAGCUGCCAAUUGACCAAAUGCACCUCGUCCUCUGCUCAAAAACUCGACAGAUCGAUCUCCAACUGUUUUGUGACAAUAAACAAACGAUCGGCCUCUUGAAGAAUCCACUACAAAAAUUAAAGACGAAACUGAAGCAUGUGGAUGUACACAACCAUUGGCUGCGCGAACAACUAAAACAAAAGACCCUAUCUCUUCAGUAUAAACAAAGUUCAGAAUUGAUUGCAGACGGGAUGACCAAAGCACUCCAGGGCCACUCACAAAAGGAAAGCUGCAAGCAAUUUGGACUUGUGAAUAUUGAAGAGAAAAUCCGAAUGAGGAGAGAAAAGGUUACUGCGGAAAGAACGAUUGAGGAAAUCCUAGAGGAGUUGAAAAUUUAG